Molecule: messenger RNA, 1906 nt
Organism: Chironomus riparius
Lineage: Eukaryota; Metazoa; Arthropoda; Insecta; Diptera; Chironomidae
Source: the annotation of a GenBank genome assembly
UAAAUGUUUUAUAAUUUUCAAUUAAUAACUUCAGUCGAAACUAAAACAUCGUAGAAGGCAGACAUGAAGCUUCUGUUGCUUUUCAUAGUGCUUUUAAAUUUUUAUUCCUUUUGUGAGUCGCGUUUAACUGAAAAUCUAAAAGUUGGAAUUAAUGAUGGACAAAUUAUUGGACGACACAUGUUAACAAUUACUGGAAAAGAUGUUCGCUCAUUUCUUGGUAUUCCUUAUGCUGCUCCCCCCGUUGGGGAAUUGAGAUUUAAGGCACCAAGAAAACCAACUCCAUGGUUUAAUGACGUAUUAAAAGCACACAACGAGCCACCAGUGUGUUCUCAAACAAAUAUUUUUGAUCGCGGUGUGGAACAAGUUUUCGGUCAAGAAGAUUGUUUGUAUUUGAAUGUUUAUACUCCUAAAAUAAAUGUGUCCGAUGAAGGUUUUCAGAAAUUACCAGUAAUGGUUUGGUUUCAUGGAGGGGGAUGGACAGAAUUUCAUUCAGGUCACAGCGUUUAUGGUCCAGGAUAUCUUUUAGAUCACGACAUAAUUCUAGUAACUGGAAACUAUCGAUUAGGAACAUUAGGUUUUCUAUCAACAGAAGAUGAACAAUGCCCAGGAAAUUUUGGUUUUAAGGAUCAGCGCAUGAUGCUUGAGUGGGUUCAAGAAAAUAUUGAGAAAUUUGGUGGAGAUAAGGAUUCUGUGACUAUUUUUGGUGAAAGUGCAGGUGGUGCAAUAGUCACAUUACUCAUGAAUACUCCAAAGUCUCAAAAGUUAUUCCAUCGUGUAAUUGCACAAUCAGGAAAUAUGAUGAAUGUUUGGAGUGAACCGCUUAGAACGGGUUUAGCAAACGAGAGAGCAACAAAAUUAGCUGACAUGAUGGACUGUCCUUGUACAUCUACAACAAAAGAAAUGAUUGAAUGUCUAAGAAAAGUUCCAGCUAAUAAAAUCACUGCAGCUGUACGAAAUUUUAUGAUUUGGGAUUAUGAUCCUGUCAUACCAUUUGGAGCAGUCGUAGAAAACUGUGGACCUGAAGAGGAGCGUUUCAUUGUUGAAUCUAACCUUGACAAACCUUCAUUCAAUAUUCCAUUGCUGACUGGUGUAAACAGUGAAGAAAUGAUAUUCAAAACAGCUGGUAUUUUAAGCAAUCAAAAGUUAUCAAAUGACAUACUGCAAAAAUGGGAGACAAUAUUCCCAAUCACAUUUCACUAUGAUCAUCUCCCAGAGCAUCAAAUUAAAGAAAUUAACACAGCGGUUUAUGAUUUUUAUUUUAAAUCCGGGCUUCUUGGAGGAAACUUAACAACGUUGUGGUCUGAUGGAUGGUUUGUCAAUGGAUUUAUUGAUUAUCUACAUCAGCGAUUAAAAAGCAACAAUCAAGACAAUACAUAUGUUUACUUAUUUUCACAUAAAGGAUCAAUUAGCUUCUCUGAAGUUUUUGGCGGUGAUCCAGAGAAAUAUUACGGAACUUCACAUUUAGAUGAUUUGCUUUACUUGUUCCCGAUACGAAACGCAUUUCCACAUUUCUACAAUUCGAUUCCAACAGUUGAGGAUGAGAGAUUGAGAAAAAUAAUGACAAGUUUAUGGGUUAAUUUUGCAAAAACUGGAAAUCCAACACCUGAUUUGAGCAAGAAAACUGAUCUCUCUUCAUGGUCUCCAGCUACUAAGUUUCCAUUAGAUUACAUGCGAAUUGGAAAUGAAAAUGGAAAUUCUGAUAAACUUCUUGAAAUGAAAAAGGAUCUUUUUGCCAAAAACACACAAUUUUGGAUAAAACUUCGUGAAAAAUAUGGACUAAGACUAUGGAAAAAUGAAGAUUAACUACAAUAAGUUUACACAUUGUACGUCAAACUUAGUUCAAAAACUAAAGACAGUAACAAAUUUGAUCAAAUAAAUAAAUUUCUUACAAUUUUUUUGAAUCCUU